This is a messenger RNA of Ichthyophthirius multifiliis, 921 nucleotides long. RefSeq lists its product as hypothetical. The transcript is spliced from 4 exons. Lineage: Eukaryota; Ciliophora; Oligohymenophorea; Hymenostomatida. Gene Ontology annotation, molecular function: FAD binding. The record is from RefSeq and is a predicted model, not a curated record.
AUGAUACAUAUAAAUGUCGCAAUAGUCGGAGCCGGUCCUGUAGGACUUGCAGCAUCUUUGUACAUGCAAAAAUUCGGUUUAUCAUAUGCUUUAAUAGAAAAAAGCACCUAAUUUAUAAGUCAUCCAGCUGCCCAUUUAAUAAAUUUACGUUCAAUGGAAGUUUUAUCUGAGCUAAAAAACACUUAAAAUAAAAAUCUAACUAAUUAAAUAUACGAAAAUUGUGAAAACAUAGAAUAUUUCCGAUAUUAUAGAUAUUAACGUAGAUUAUUUGACCCAAAAGGUCCUUUUGGCGUUGACGAUCAUUUUAGUCCUAAUCCAGAAUCAAAGCAAUAAAAAAUUUUAUAAGAACAUUCAUUUGCCCGUUAUGUUCAUUUACCUUAGCCAUAUUUCGUGAAUAUAUUAAAAGACAAUAUAAUUGAUAAUAAUAAAAACGCUAUGCUUCAUUUUAUUUAUAAUUCUGACAUAGUCGCCUGUCUAGUAAAUCAUUCUAAAAAAGACGGCAUGUUUGUGCUCUAAGUUCCUACAUGUCCCCCUUACGACACUUAAAUGAAUAAAGAAUAAGCCAAAAAUACAAUAUUAUAAAUAAUUUAAGAUAAUAUGAGGAAAUAAAUAGAUGAUAUAGAUAUCAAAUCAACAGGAACAUGGAAAUUAUCUGCUGAAGUAAUCGAAAAAUACUACUAAAAUCGUGUAAUUUUUGCAGGCGACUCCGCACAUGCUUUCCCUCCAGCUGGAGGUUUCGGAAUGAAUACUGGUCUUUAAGAAGCUCAUAAUUUAGCACACAAACUAAAUUUAAUUUUUAAAAAUCCAAAAGAAUAAAAUAGAAUAUUAGAAACAUAUAAUAUAGAAAGGAAAUAGUAUGUGACCGAAAUUUUAAAUACUGCAAAUAAAUAUUAUUAGGGAAUUACUUAAUUAUUUACUUGA